UGCCGCGUUCGACACCAAUGAAACAAGGAAACGCAAUAAGGAGAUCCCUCCCUGCUGCUUCUCUGUACGCGUUACCCCCAAACCCCUCAGCCAUCUUGGCGCCCUGCGGAUGGAGGGCGGCAGCGGCGCUGCGCACAGGCCGUGGGAUACGGCGUCGCAGCUGCAGUACAGCUUCAGGACGUCCGUGAGCAGCCUCAGCGAGGUGGAGGAGGAGGAGGCGAGCCCGCCACCGGUGGCGGUGGAGGACAGGGUCUUCGUGGCCGUCCCCGAGGACGCCAAGAACGGCAAGAGCACCCUGCUGUGGGCGCUGGAGAACCCAGCCAAGGACUGCGCCGGGGUUGUCGUCGCCCACGUCCACUGCCCCGCGCAGAUGAUCCCCAUGAUGGGGGCAAAAGUUCAUCACAGCACGGUGAAUCCACAACGGGUCAACGAAUACAGGAAGAAGGUGCGAGCGGAGGUGGAGGAGAAACUAGAUGAAUACGUCCUUGUGUGCAGAAGACAAAAGGUCAGCUGCCAGAAAGUUGUAAUCGAAAUGGAUGAUGCUGUACGAGGGCUUGAGCAGCUCAUCACUCUCCAUGGCGUCGCUAAGCUUGUUAUGGGAGCAGCAGCAGACAAACACUACUCCAAGAAAAUGAAAUCACUGAAAUCCAAGACGGCGCUCAGACUGACGGAGGUGGCGGCCCCAUCGUGUAAGAUAUGGUUUACCUGUAAAGGGCGUCUCAUAUGCACCAGGGAAGCGAACACAACUGUUCCCGCCAUGCCACCACCAUCACCUGCACUCACGAGCGCAUCAAGAUCAUCAGUAAGCAGCGUUGCUAGCCAGCUGAGAUCAAUGUUACUCAGUCGCUCAGAGAGUGACGGGUCAAGCUCGAACGGAAGUCCAAGGCAUGACCUGACCAGGUCGCGAACAGAGGCGGGGCUGCUGCUGUAUCCCUCUCACGAAACCGUCAACAUCGGUACGCCGUCUCGGCUCUAUGAAUCCUACGGCAGGAGGCCGCCUACGACAGCAUCAGUGAGUUCCAGCGAUUCCUGGAACGAAUUCGGGAGGAGAUCGCAGAACUCGUGGCACGAUGAUCUAUCGAGAAACGACGGUGCGGCCACCACUACUGUCGUCGUCUCCGGAUCAGCGAUGCAAGAACCUGACGACGAGAACUUCUCGUCCCCUUCUCAUGAGCUGGAAAACCCGGGCGUCGAUGCUAACAUAUACAGAAGACUCACGGAGGCUCUGAGUGAAGCUGAGCGCUGCAGGAAAGAGGCAUACCAAGAGUCGGCCAAACGCCUGAGAGCUGAACUAGACAUGGCUUCGGCUCUUGAGAAUGUAAACGAGCUGUAUCAGCACGAGGUAAGGCAGCGCAAAGCGAUCGAGGAAACGCUGGCGAGACAAGCGCAGGAGAUGGAGGAAAUGAAGAGACAGCACGGUGUGGCAUCCAAGGAGCUGCACGACGUCAAGGAGCAGAGACUCGUCCUGGAGCGGCAAGUAACAGAGAUGGCGUCUGCUGUCCAAGGCUACGAAGAGAAGGUGGCAGCUGCUGAAACGCUGAACACCGCCGAGUUCUCCUAUUCUGAGCUGGAACAAGCGACCCAAGGCUUUGACGAGGGGCUCAAGAUCGGCGAGGGUGGCUUCGGAAGCGUCUACAGAGGCUUCCUCCGCAACACAGCCGUCGCUGUGAAGCUGCUGGAUCCGGAAAGCAUGCAAGGCCCGUCAGAGUUCAACCAAGAGGUUGCUGUUCUCGGUAGAGUGCGGCAUCCAAACCUCGUGACACUGAUAGGGGCGUGCCGGGAGGCGCUCGGCCUGGUGUACGAGUACCUCCCCAACGGGAGCCUGGAGGACCGGCUGGCGUGCACCAACGACACGCCGCCGCUGACAUGGCAGGUGCGCACCAGGAUCAUCUGCGAGAUGUGCUCGGCGCUCAUCUUCCUCCACUCGAACAGGCCGCACCCGGUAGUGCACGGCGACCUCAAGCCGGGCAACAUCCUGCUGGACGCCAACCUGGUGAGCAAACUAGGGGACUUCGGCAUCUGCCGCCUGCUGAUGAUGAGCCAGUCCACCACCACUACCACCAUGCCCGUCGCCACCACGAAGCUGCACAGGACGACCACCCCGAAGGGGACCUUCGCGUACAUGGACCCGGAGUUCCUGUCCACCGGCGAGCUCACCCCGCGGUCCGACGUGUACUCGCUCGGCAUCAUCAUCCUGCGGCUGCUCACGGGGCGGCCGCCCAAGAGCAUCGCGGAGGUGGUGGAGGACGCGCUGGAGCGGGGGCAGCUGCACGCCGUCCUCGACGCCGCCGCGGGGGACUGGCCGUUCGUGCAGGCCAACCAGCUGGCGCACAUCGGCCUGCGCUGCGCGGAGAUGAGCCGGCGCCGCCGGCCUGACCUCGCGGGGGAGGUGUGGAAGGUGGUGGCGCCCCUCACGAUGGCCGCCGCCGGGCGGCCUCUGCCGUUCGCGCCGUCGCCGCUGGAUGACGCCCGCGCGCCGUCCUACUUCGUCUGCCCGAUCUUCCAGGAGGUGAUGAGCGAUCCCCGCAUCGCCGCGGACGGGUUCACGUACGAGGCCGAGGCGAUCACGGGGUGGUUCGACAGCGGCCGCGACACGUCGCCGAUGACCAAUCUCAAGCUCGAGCACUGCGAGCUCACGCCGAACAGGGCGCUCCGCUCCGCGAUUCUCGAGUGGCGGCAGCAGCAGCAGCGGAGAUAACCAUUUACGUACCGAAGAAAGCAUGCGAUCUCCGUGGCUGAUGCUAACAAUCUAAUUUCAACUGCACAUAUGUAGCGUUUGUAAUUUGUAUUCCAUUGGUCAAAAUUUGUUUAAAUUAGAAAGAAAAAUAAAAGGGAAAUUUCUUAGUGUUGUGCACCGGUAGAAAAGAGCUUAAAGACUGCGGUAUGAUAUAAUUUUUGCAGGCAGUUUCGGUUAUUAAUCACAAGUAAGUGCUAUUUGUA
Zea mays is the source of this 2940-nucleotide messenger RNA. RefSeq names its product U-box domain-containing protein 33. Gene Ontology annotation, biological process: protein phosphorylation; protein ubiquitination. Gene Ontology annotation, molecular function: protein kinase activity; ATP binding; ubiquitin-protein transferase activity. The transcript is spliced from 8 exons. The coding region runs from base 110 to 2698 and encodes 862 amino acids. The record is from RefSeq and is a predicted model, not a curated record. NCBI's taxonomy places the organism in Eukaryota, Viridiplantae, Streptophyta, Magnoliopsida, Poales, Poaceae.